Molecule: messenger RNA, 1063 nt
Organism: Polistes canadensis
Lineage: Eukaryota; Metazoa; Arthropoda; Insecta; Hymenoptera; Vespidae
Product: leucine-rich repeats and immunoglobulin-like domains protein 1
Exons: 2
Coding region: 48-878 (276 amino acids)
Molecular function (GO): protein binding
Source: RefSeq, a predicted model, not a curated record
AGGAGGAAAUAAUAAGUUGGACAAGUAGUAUCUUACUAAAAGCCACAAUGAAAAGAUCAUUGUUUUACUUGGUUACCGUCUUGGCGACUAUUUUCCUCGACAUUUCUUCCGCAGUAGAUUGUAAUGAGAAUAAAGAUAAACCAAGAUUUUAUACAUGUCAAGGUCUUACGAAUUUAGCACAAUUGGACUCGUUACCGGACUCUACAGUCGGACUUAGAUUAGAGAAGUCUACCAUCAGCAGAAUACCAGCCGACGCUUUCUCAAGAUUCGCUGGUAGUCUGAUAGAAUUGAGGAUCACCGGAUGUUCCUUGGAAAGUAUAGAAGCCCAUGCAUUCAGAGGGCUCGAUAAACUAGAGACGCUCGACUUGUCGAACAAUCGGAUCCAAGCAAUCGAGGCUUCCUGGGUACGGGGAUUGUUCAACUUGAAGGAAUUGAUCGUUUUGAGAAAUCGAAUAACUAGAAUUGAACCAGAGUUUUACGAGCUUUUACCGAAACUUCAAAUACUUGAUGUAGCUUACAACGAAUUAGUCGAGUGUAUAACGAAAGAAAAUUUCAAGAAAUUGAAGAAUUUAAAAUUGGUAUUGAUAGCAAGCAAUCCGUGGUCAUAUCGUUGCCGAUCAAACAUGACGUAUGCUUUUAAAACAAAUCACAUUAAUUUCAUCAAGGAUUGGUCAAUUGGCGAUCUUUUGAUAGAAGAAUGUUUAGCACACGAACAAGGAGCUGAUACAGAUGAUGCCAUUUUAAAACAAUGCGUAGAUAGAAAAUCAUUUGAAUCUAUCACUCCUAUAUUACCUGAUUUGGAACAAAAAGUAUUAGAAUUGUCUAACAAGGUCGAGGAAUUGCGUAAUGAGGUGAAUAAUAUUAAAAAACGUUCGUAAGAAAGAAACUUUUUUCUUAUCUUUAUAGACCCUAAUAAUCUUCAACACUAAGAAUAGACAGACUAUAUUACAUAAUACAAGGUUACACUAUAGAUUAUUCACACUAUGCUAUGGUUAUAUUCUCUAUGUAUCAAACCACCUAUAUAAAUGAAUAAAUUUAAUUACAAUUAACCAGACAAUAUUAA